UGAUCGAGGUCUAGUGAGCUGUAAUAUUUUAGUUCACUUAUGCCCACCGGGUCACAUUACUUGACGUUCACUACCUACAAUUUAGCAAGCGAAAAAAAAAAUCUCCACAGAUAUGUUUUUGUCCUAUUCUGUCGAGCCAAAUAAAUAAACCUCAUAUGAGGCUUCAUCAUGUGACAUAGUCCAUUGUCAAGAAGAAACUUCAAUAUGUCAUCAAAUUAUGAAAAAAAAAUUGAUACCACUAUUAAGUUACGAUGGUAAAUUUAAAGUUUCUUAGUAAAAUGCAAGUAAGUUCCGAUAAACAACUUCCGGGCCUAGUAAAAUCCAACGGGAACGGCGAUUUUAUAGAUUGUUGUUAUGAGGAGCGAACUAAUUGUGGUUCAUUAACAAAAAGAAGACAUUCAGAAAAUGUUCUGUGUGGAUGUCAGAAUGUGAGAAAAUGUAAUAAUGAAAUAAAGGAUGUGAAGUUGUGUUAUAAACAGUCGCAACAACUAACACAAAACACACUUGAUAACAGAUCUCAAGUAUCUGCAUUAGUAACCACUACGAGUCCAGACAAUGACGUCGAAAUUAAAUACGUAACACGUAUUGAUUCAGCUAGCAAAUACGCAUUGAAAAGAUCGAAAAAUAUUAAACGUGAUGUGUGUACAAAGUGCAAGGAGAUACUGAAAUGUAUUGAUAGAUUUUUAAAUAAUAAUAAUGAUAAAAUAAUAAUUUGUCCUACAAAGAAACUUCCAGAGAGUAUGCACAAUAUUGGUAAAUUAAAUAAUCAAAACAAUAACUUAGAGAUUUUAAAUGAACAAAAAACGUGUAUAGACGCUAAGCAGAAUGAGCAAAAUAAUAUUCGUUGCCAGAGUAUCCUACAGCUAGUCAAGUCUCGUUGCGGAAUUAGUUUGAAAAGUAAUAAAUCUACAAGCAACGAUACCAGAACCUACAAAAACCAUGAUGCGAACAAAAAUGAACAAAACGUUAGUAGUAAAGGAACAUCUGAAAACGAUAAUUCAACAGUCGUAUGUCAUAAGGCUGUUAGCACUAAAUUCAAAAGCGAUGCGAUGUGUUAUUUUGUAGAUUUAGACAACACUUGUCCAUCUUAUGUUUGUCCAGAUAAAUGUGGACCACUGAAAGCACCCAAACAAUUUUGUUUUCGAAAAAAAGUAGAUGUAGGAAUAGACACUGAUUGUUGUUUCAAAAGGACGUUGUUCAAUAGAAUUGGGAUUUUUUUUAAUUGUGUAACUGAGAAAUUUAGAAGUCGGCAAAAUGAUCAAAAUAUAGAAUGUGGUAAGCCUCUCAAAGACGCUCGUAAUCAGACAAAAAAACUUACGAUUAAUAUAAAAAAGGAGCCUGUUUGCAUCAUAUUUGAAAAUGCUUCAGGUCCUAAAGAUAAGUGCCCUAAUGUGUUCGGAAGAAUACCGAAAAAAAAGGUCGCUUUUCGCGACGAAUGUGUUAAUUUGCCUAAAGGAAUGGUUGCGAUUAAAAUUGAUCCAAAUAAUAAGAGAAUAAUUAAUAAAAGGGAGUUAAAAAGCAUAUUGAAAUCCUUGCCAAAGAAGGAAAUUAAAAACUGCCCUAUACCACCGUCAACCUCUAAAGUGGAAGUGACGACAAUGUUAAAACAAAAGUCUUCUCCCAUCGCUACUGCUUGCAAGGGACCAAUGUUCGUACUUAAAAUAGACCGGAAUAAUAUGCGUAUACUAAACUAUCCUGAAGUUAAAUGCAAGAUAAGCAAUUUAAAUAAAAUGUGCGCCAAAAAUCCGAAUUGUGAAUCAUGGAUAGUAACGAAAGGGAAAUGUAAUAUAAAACAAAAAGUUCGAAGCGUUGAAUCAAAAAUGUCUUUGUGGGAUAGAUAUCAUAGGAGCAAAUCAAAAAGUCCAGGUGCCCCAAUUAAAAAGAAACCAUCACAGGGGAAAAUUGAUGACAAGACCUGUAAAAAAUCUAUUAGCGAUUUUAAGUUAUUUUCAAAAGUUAACAGAUGUGUUAAGAAAAAGCAGAGAAGUAAAUCAGGUUCGAUAGUAACAAAGCACGUGCGUGGGAAAGGAAAUAAAAAAGGCAGCAAAAAAGGUGCCCGUAAAAAGAAAGUAGUUAAAAAACGAAGUCGUACUCCAUCUAAAAAGCCUAAAUGUCCCAAAGGAAAAUCUAGACAAAGAACUGUAUUACAUAAGAAAUGUAGAUCUAUCAAACGCCUUAAAAAGAAUAAAUCGAAGAAAAGAAAAAAUAAGAAAAAGAAAAAGAGGACUCGUAGAGGGAUCAAGAAAAGUAAGAGUGUUUUCAAAAAAUGCUGUCUACUUUUUAAGGCCGAGGUUAAAGGAAAAAGAAAGAAGAGGAAGUCAUCAAAACCGAGAAAAAACAAAUCAAAGUCCAAACAGGUAAUUUGCAAGCCUAUAGAAAAACAUAAAUGCCGUAAAACGAGUGUAGAGAAGUGUCAAUACGAUUACCUGAGACACACGAAGACACCGUGCUUAUGGCUGUUCGUUACCUGUCCUUUCCUGCACCGAAAUUAUAUGAUGUUCCGCUCGAUAUUCCACGAUUUCACUCGUUGCAUGUUACUGAUGCUUGCCUUGGUCUUCUGGUGUCCGUGCUUCCUGUGCAUUGAAUUGUUUCGUUGUUUUUGCAGUUAGUUAAUUAUUCCGUAGCUAGUGUUGUCAACUUGUAAACAGUGUAUAAAAAUAAGUGAACAAUAAAGUACUUUGUAUUUUUAU
Messenger RNA from Papilio polytes (common Mormon), 2690 nucleotides. RefSeq lists its product as uncharacterized. The transcript has 3 exons. The record is from RefSeq and is a predicted model, not a curated record. The coding region runs from base 252 to 2609 and encodes 785 amino acids. NCBI's taxonomy places the organism in Eukaryota, Metazoa, Arthropoda, Insecta, Lepidoptera, Papilionidae.